Messenger RNA from Caenorhabditis sp. 36 PRJEB53466, 1329 nucleotides. The record is from the annotation of a GenBank genome assembly. Lineage: Eukaryota; Metazoa; Nematoda; Chromadorea; Rhabditida; Rhabditidae.
AUGCCGCCAAAAGCCAGUAAGUCCUGCUCUCGUCUUUCGGGGACCACAAUAUUCUUUUAUUGCAGAAGCGUCGGUGGCGAAAAAGCGGCCGAGUCGCGGAAAAACGCGGAAGAGCAAGGCGACAAAGACGAAGACGAAGGCGACGAAACGGAACACGAAGGCGAAGAAGAGAAAGGACAAGUACAGGCAGAAGUGGGUCACCUAUCGUAGAAAAUUUACAGUUUCACCAUUACCACUUUUAUAGGUCAAUUAAUAGUAGAACUGAUCUCAUUCUAGUAGGAAUUGUCACUUUCAGACCAGAGUUGAGCGGAAGAACUCACGGAAGAAUUUUUAUCUUUUUUAGAAAAUUCUUUCAUGAAGUGUGAUCAACUGACGAAAUGUAUAGCAAAGUGAACUGUGCUCAUAGAAAAAUAAUUGUAAAUUUAGCUUUUCAUACAAAAAAGUUAUUCAAGUUGUUCCGUGAAAAAAGGGCAAACGAAUAACAACUCGCGUAACGUUUUUGUAUGAAAAGCAAAAUUUACAAUUAUUUUUCUAUGAGCACAAUUCACUUUGCUAUACAUUUCGUCAGUUGAUCACAUUCCAUGAAAAAAUUUUCUAAAAAAGAUAAAAAUUCGUCCGUUUUCUUCUGUUGAGUUCUUCCGCUCAACUCUGUUUCAGACAACGAAAAGAGCGCAAAAAGACGGAAAAAGCGAAGAGAACUGCGCGAAAAGCGACGAAGAAGACGAAAAAGUCGAAGAAUACCAAAAAGAAACGAGGUGGGUUCGAACUUUUGAGAACUGUUUCAAAUCUUCAAUAUUUAACUUUAUUUAAAGACAAAUCAUUAGUCUUUGGAAAAUGCUAAACAUCCUCAAUAUUUCAAACAAAAAACAGUACUUCAGCUCCGAAAAAGGUGGCUCCGAAACCAGUGGCUCAAAAACCGAAACAAGAAGAGCAAAGUGAGGAGGAGGGAGAGGGAAAUGAGGAAACUGUGAAGAUGCGAUUCAUUGGUCUCUCUGGUGAACUGCUUGCUCUGAAAAAACACUCUGAACGAGCAUUUCAGUGAAUCAAAUGCAAGAUUUGCGCAAAAAAGUGAUCGAAUUGUCGAAGGAGGCGUUUUUGGAGCAGAUUAAGGUGAGCUUUGGUUUUUUCCCGAACAUUUCUACAUGAAAUUCCAUCCAGACCUACACGGAGCAUCGUCGUGACGAGGCCAAGUUCCAGGCGGCGUACAUGGGAACGCCCGAGAACCGGACCAAACUGUUUUUCGACUCGGAAAAGCCCACCGACUCGUCUGCGGGACCGUUUCAAUCGAAUCGCUUCGGUGCGAUUUUCUUGCUCCCCGGACAGCAAUGA